Dalotia coriaria is the source of this 1935-nucleotide messenger RNA. RefSeq names its product phosphatidate cytidylyltransferase, photoreceptor-specific-like (gene Gr83). Gene Ontology annotation, molecular function: phosphatidate cytidylyltransferase activity. Lineage: Eukaryota; Metazoa; Arthropoda; Insecta; Coleoptera; Staphylinidae. Gene Ontology annotation, cellular component: endoplasmic reticulum membrane. The record is from RefSeq and is a predicted model, not a curated record. The transcript is spliced from 2 exons. Bases 493 to 1749 code for a protein of 418 amino acids.
UAGAACAGAGCCGGAUUUUUAUUGUAGGCAACCAAACGUACCGGGCGCAUAUUCAAUUUGCGAUUUUAAUAAGUAUAAAUAUUGAGUAAAUACCGCGCUGUACCUUGGAAGUUUGUUAUGUGAUAUAUGUGAACUCAAUGAUAACCAAAUCAGUACACAAUACAGAUAAAUCCGAGCAUAGCUACGUUUUCGACUUACCAGAAAGUCAAGUAAAACUAAACCGUCCAACAUAAAACGUAUCUGAACUAAGAUAAGAAAGUGCGCCGAGGAAUUUCCGUAAUUAAAAGUACAGGAAUCAAUACCUACAAGCACACAGUUCUCUUAUCAGUUGUUUGACAUGUGUGUACUUUCGCCGCUUUAAACAUGUGCAUAGAUUCCUCAAUGAGUUGGCUAUAGUUCAAUGUGACACGACGGAGGUACCUACAGUUUAGUAACUUGUGAAUCAUUCAACGCGUUGUGUGAAGUAAUUUAUAUUGGGCCAUUUGAAAAAAGAUGAGCGUGCGUCUUUGUAGAUCAACUAGUUAUCAGUUCCAACAAGUGCCAGAAAAUAAAACAAAUUGCACAACUACAGAUGGUAAUGAUAAAGUAAAAACAUGUCAGGACUUGUUCAGCGCAAUGUCCAUCUCGGAUGUUUUCCAACGUCUGCCAAGUUCCACACAGUCCGUCCUGAAGCGAUCCACAGUCAGCUUUAUUCUCAUUUGUGGAUUCCUUUUGUUACUUUAUGGGGGACCACCAUGUCUAGUAAUAAUCACACUGCUGGCGCAGAUUCAAUGUUGGAAGGAAGUCACCGUCAUUGCUCUCAAACAACAGGCAAUUACAGGACGUCAUAACACCAACUAUUUCUUCCUCUGCGCCUUGUUGUACUUCUGGUGUGAUAAUCUUUUUAUCUACUAUCACCCGUAUGUCACCACAAGCAUCCUGGCGCAAUUUGUUGAAAGCUACUACAAAUUUAUCUGUUUUUGUUUGUAUUUUGUUGGAGUCAUAUGGUUUGUGAUGAAUUUACAACGCAAACAUUAUCGGAAGCAGUUUGGUUUAUUGGCUUGGACACAUGUAAUGGCUUUGGUAAUAGUAGCGCCAUCGUGUUUGAUAACAAAAACAAUCUAUCAAGGCAUGAUUUGGUUCAUCAUAUGUGUCACUACAAUCACCAGUAAUGAUAUAAUGGCGUAUAUUUGUGGAAAACUUUUUGGAAAAACUCCGUUGAUAGCAGUUUCGCCAAAAAAGACCUGGGAAGGUUUUAUUGGUGCGGGGAUAUUCACAAUCAUCAUUAGUUGUGCAGUUAGUUAUUCUCUAUUGGACAAAGAGUACUACAUUUGUCCCGUGGAGUAUGAAGAAGUUAAAGGGGAAAUUGUGCGAGUUGAGCAUUGCGUGCCCGAUACGAUUUUCCAACUUUCCGUGUACCACUUUUUUGAAUACCCUAUUGAACUGUAUCCAAUUGUUGUGCACACGUUUUGGUUGUCAAUCUUUGGAAGUGUAAUUGCACCCUUUGGUGGUUUCUUCGCUUCGGGCUUCAAGCGCGCGUGCAAUAUCAAGGACUUUGGUGCGUCGAUUCCAGGCCAUGGUGGUGUUAUGGAUCGAUUCGACUGUCAACUAGUAAUGAUUGUAUUUCUACACGUGUACAUUAGCACAUUUGUGAGUCGACCACAGGACGAGAGAAACAUAACACAAAAACUAUUUCAAAGGAUAAUGAACAUGACAACCGCUCAACAAGUAGAAAUGUAUUAUUUAUUAGAAAAUAAUAUUACAGUUUGAAAGUGUGAUAAAUAGUUUUCCGUGGACGCUAAAAAAGUGUGUCUUAUGUGAUAAGAUUAUAUUUUAGAACCAGUAUUUCCUUAUGCUAAUAGUUGUUGACUUUUUGAAUUGUGAUACUUAAUUAAAUGACAGAACGAUACUUGUUUAAUCGACUUGUUUCUUCAAUAAAGGAAUAAUACAUUUGUA